CCCCUAUACAAAGUGAUGGACAGCAAUCUGUCUCUGUGUGACUAACAGCUCAACACAGCAACCCAGCAGCGAUUGAGCAAAACGAAAACCACCAGCUCAUGCCUCGAAAUGGCAUCUAUAUAACAUAACCACCGCAACGGGUGUAGCCACUUUGCCGGGUCAACUGUGCAACCCCCUUGUUGUAGCGCCGCCAUGCCCAUCUUCACCACUUACACCCCACAUCCCAUGUCCCCAUCUCUCAGCAUCAGCACCUUUCAAGCCCUCCAAGCCAUCGACAAGCUCCAGGGCAGCGAGAACUGGCCAUCCUGGCAGCUCCUCGUCCGAGCCAGCGCCUCUGCCCUCCGCCUCUCCGCCCACCUCGACGGCGCUGCGCAGCACAAAAGCCCGCUUCUGCCUCGCGCAAGAGAAGCCCACGCCCAGGCCGAAUCUUGUGCCCGGAUCCUCAUCUUGGGAUCCAUCUCGCCGGAGCUGCGGUCUCGGCUUUGCGAGCUGGGUCUGCGCGACUAUGAUGAGUCUCCAGCCGUUGACUUGAUGAGUUGGCUGUGUGCGACUGUGAGCUCCCAGGAGGCUACCAAGACGGCGUAUGAUGACUUGGCGAAGCUCAUGCGCAUCCAUCGCAACGAUUUCCCGUCCAUGGAUGCUUACGGUAAGGAGGCGCUGAAUUUGUGGUCUCGUGUUAGACACUAUUGGCCGACCAGCGCGAAUGUCAUUGCGGCGACGUCCAUAUUAGAGGGCAUGAAGCAGUAUAACGAGCACGCGUAUCUAGGCUGGAAGCAUCUGAUUGUAUCAAGGAAGGGCAAAAUUCCUCAAGGGGACAUAUUUGAAAUUGUGGCAGCGUUGAGAGAUUGUAGUGACGUAGAGAAUCCGAUGGAUGCGUAUAGAGUUGCGAAUACAAAUACUACCGAAGAAGAUUCCAUGUACAGCCGGUUGAGCGUCAAAGGAUAGGUCGUAUGAUGAGAACAAAAAGUAAGAAGCAAAUC
Messenger RNA from Trichoderma asperellum CBS 433.97, 980 nucleotides. RefSeq lists its product as uncharacterized. NCBI's taxonomy places the organism in Eukaryota, Fungi, Ascomycota, Sordariomycetes, Hypocreales, Hypocreaceae. The record is from RefSeq and is a predicted model, not a curated record.